CAGUUCCUGAUUGAGGGUCAAACAUGGCGCUGUCCAUGGUCUGGGUAAUCCUGUGUUUUGAGAGGAUAUGUUCUCAAGAGUGCCGUCUCUUUCUGUGAUUCUUGGCUAAUUGUGUACAAAAGCAAAUGCGGAGUGAGACAUUAGCUAGGUCGUUAGUCGGUUGAUUGUGUUCGUUCUUUUUCCUCAGUGAAAGAAAUUUGAUUCCGUGUCCACUUCUGCUGCUCGUUCAAGUGAUCAUGUCGGGGACAAAUGUGUGGACUCGCAGUCGUGAGAGGAUGAGACGGUUCCCAGACCUGUUUUCUCAGUGUGCUGUUGAGGCAGCUGCUUAUGGGAAGUGUGUGACCGCUACCACUACAGGCAGACAGGACCUGAGAAAGGACCUGUGUGUGAAAGAGUUUGAUGUGCUAAAGACAUGCUUUAUUACAGCAGCCAAGAAGGGCACGAAGUAGACGAUUUUCCCAAUGUCUCUGCGGGACAUAGGAGAUUGUAUCUUCAACAUAACGAGGGGUGUGUUCAUUAGGCUGAAGAAAACAGAGAUCAAUCUGAAUUUGUCCAAAUAAAUGUUAAAAUGUU
Molecule: messenger RNA, 573 nt
Organism: Esox lucius (northern pike)
Lineage: Eukaryota; Metazoa; Chordata; Actinopteri; Esociformes; Esocidae
Gene: ndufaf8
Product: NADH:ubiquinone oxidoreductase complex assembly factor 8
Exons: 3
Coding region: 237-449 (70 amino acids)
Biological process (GO): mitochondrial respiratory chain complex I assembly
Cellular component (GO): mitochondrion
Source: RefSeq, a predicted model, not a curated record